AUGUUAGGUUUCGGUAGUGUGUUGGUCAUUUGCCUGCUGCUGGUUAAGGGAUCUUCGGCUGGAGAGGCCCCUUCCACGCAUAAACGUUCUGAUCCGAGGCGCAUUGGUAUUGGUGAAUACACCAAAAUCGAAUGCGCUCCCUUUAUUGUGUCCAUCCAACGAGACGGUUAUCACUUCUGCAGUGGUUCCCUAAUCGCCCCAAACUAUGUGGUCACCGCUGGCGUUUGUGUAUUUGGUCAAAACACCAAGAACCUUAUGAUACGAGCCGGUUCUUCUUGCACCAAAAACGGUGGACAAUUGGUGCCGGUUAAGGACUACCUAAUCAAUCACAACUUUAAUCCUAUAACUAAACGAGGUGACAUUGCCGUCAUAUUGCUGAAACACGCUGUGGUCAUAAACGGUGUUACCACACGGACCAUCGGCAGACCACAGAGACUUCAAUUGCCCACAAGUUGUGGCGGCGGCUAUAUAUAUGGCUGGGAACAAAUGCGAACGGCAGGAUUUCUGCCCAAUACUCGACUGAAGAGGGCGCCGGUUUUGAUUGGUCGUCAACUGCCAUGUGGUACGGCAUACCGCCACAAUGAGUGCUCAAUACAUGCUGGAAAUCUGUGUGCCGUAACCCACAAUUUUAAUUCUUGCGUUGGUGAUAUUGGCAGUCCAGUGGUAAGGAAAAAUCUGAUUGUUGCCGUUGUUUCCUGGUGCAGAGGCUGUGCUCAGAUUCCACUGCCAUGCGUGCUUUCAUCAAUGUCCUAUUUCGAUGCAUUUAUCACCAACGCAACAAGAAUCUUAAACGACGAAUUGAACAGAGUUUGUCCGAAACCCUAA
Stomoxys calcitrans (stable fly) is the source of this 825-nucleotide messenger RNA. Its product is annotated as trypsin beta. Gene Ontology annotation, molecular function: serine-type endopeptidase activity. Lineage: Eukaryota; Metazoa; Arthropoda; Insecta; Diptera; Muscidae. Bases 1 to 825 code for a protein of 274 amino acids. Gene Ontology annotation, biological process: proteolysis. The record is from RefSeq and is a predicted model, not a curated record. The transcript has a single exon.